ACAGCCGAGGCUGCUUCAGGUGUGGUGGUGCCAGCAUCGGUCCCGCCAUCCGUCGGCGGCGCCUGCCGUGAUUUCCGGUCUCCGCCCGCUACAGAAGGAGCCGCCUUGUUCCCGUGUCGCUUCGUACGCGUUUACGUGGCUCGUACGUAUGCAGGGGCUGGCCCAAAGAAGCACGCUCGCCGGCCUCCUCCAGCUCUGCGGGAAGGCCCUGCUCUUGGUGAGAAGAUGUCCUACGGAUCCGUCGCUGGCAGUGGUGGCCCGGGGAGCCCUUUCGGGGGACCCUCCAGACAAGGCUAUCAACCCCUAGGGUGCGCUAAAUGUUGGACCGAGUACGGGAUCCGCCAUCUCCCCUGCCCGUCGCCAGAGAGCAGCCCGCAGGACCCCUGUGUGGGCAAGGAUGGGGAAGGUUAUCUGGGGUCGGCGGGCACGCCCAGAGGCCCAAGGGCCAGGAAGCGAGGGCCAGGGGUCACCCCUGACGGCAGUGGGACGCCGGAGCUGCCCUCACCACCCACGGCUGGCCCGAGGAAGGACUCCGCCGGCAGCAUCCACAGCUGGCUGGCGGGGCCCAGUGCCGCGCGGGCUAAGAAGAGGAAGCCCAACUUCUGCCCGCAGGAGACGGAGGUCCUGGUGUCCAAGGUCAGCAAACACCACCAGCUGCUGUUCGGCUCGGGGCUGCUGAAGGCCGGGCCGGCCCGCCGGUACCGCGUGUGGAGCCGCAUCCUGCAGGCCGUGAACGCGCUGGGCUACUGCCGCCGCGACCUCGUGGACCUCAAGCACAAGUGGCGGGACCUGCGCGCUGUUGUGCGGCGCAAGCUGGCUGACCUCCGGCGUGUGGCCGUCGGCCCUGGGGGGCCCCAGGCCCUGGCCCUCACACCCGUGGAGCAGGCGGUGGCCAAGACCUUCUCCUGCCAGGCCCUGUGCCCUGAGGGCUUCUGCCCGGAGCCGCCCCGAGCUGCCCAGGUGGACCCAGGUGACCUCCAGGAGCUGUUCCAGCAGACGUCGGCCAGCGUCUUCCGAAUCAACUCCCACGUGACCUCCUUGGAGCAGAGUCUCCGUUCCCUGGGGACGCCGAAUGACACGCAGGAGCUGAGGGAGAGCCUGCACGUGACGCAGCAGGAGGCGAACAAGAGCAUCGCGGCCGGCGCCGGCACCGUGAGGCAGAUGAUGGAGCUCCUGCGGGGCUGCUCCCGGCAGGAGUGCCUCCAGCUGGACCGUCUGAAGACUCAGCUGUCCGACGCCGUGCAGCGCUACGGCGGGGUGCAGAAGAAAAUCGCUGAGAAGUCCCGAGCCCUGCUUCCCACGGCGCAGCGGGUCAGCGAGCAGCAGAGUCCCCGGGCCCCUUUUGCUGAACUGCCUGAUGAUGAAAAGAUCUUUAACGGGACUGAUGGCAUGUGGCAGGGCCAGGAGCAGGCGCUACUUCCGGAGAUCCCGGAGGAGGACCUGGAGGCCAUCCGGCUGCGCGAGGAAGCCGUCCCGCGGAUCGAGAGUGACUUGUUGGAUGUCAAUCAGAUCAUCAAGGACUUGGCUUCCAUGGUGGCAGAGCAAGGAGAUGCCAUCGGGUCCGGCAGCAGCAAGGCCACAUGCCAGCAGAGCUCCAGCCCUGAGCCCGCCGUGGCGGCCCCGCUGCCCGGGCUGGGCUGUGUGUCCCUGCGGCAGGGCCUCCACUCCCGUACCAAGACACGCAAGCCCAACUUCAGCCCCCAGGAGACGGAGGUGCUGGUACGGAGGGUGACGCGCCACUACCCGCUGCUGUUUGGGGCGCUGCGGGGCCCGCCCUCCCGGAAGCACCGAACGUGGAACAAGAUCCUGCAGGCGGUGAACGCGCUGGGCCACUGCCGGCGCGACCUGGGCGACCUGAAGCACAAGUGGCGGGACCUGCGUGGGGCGGUACGCAAGAAGCUGGCUGAGCGCCCGCCGGCCCCCGGCCUCCUGCUCACCCCUGUCGAGCGCAUGGUGGCCGAAACCUUCUCAGCCCCAGCCCCCCCAGGCGAGGGCCAGGCCGCCGAGCCCCUGCCAACGGACGAGAACGAUGACGCCCCCAGCAGCCUGUGGCUACCCCUGCGGACCCUGGAGGGGCCGAGCCUGCCGGAACCCGAGCCCUCGGACCGACGAGGGACGAUCCCCGCGCCUACGUCCUCGCCCUCCCCGCCGGCCUCUCUGGCCUCCCCAGCUUCCGUGCCCCCUGCGGCUGCGUUCCCAGGGGCCCUCGGGCCCUUCCCAACCCCCACCGCACCACCCCCACCCCCCUGGAGGCCCGCGGGGGAGGCCUCCGAGUUUGAGCAGCGGCUGCUGGACUCGCAGCGGCGACAGGGGGCCCUGCUGUCCCACUGGUCCCAGCAGCAGAGCGUGCUGAUGGCCCAGCAGAACCGGCUGCUGCAGAGGCUGGCGGAGCAGAACCAGCGGCUGGCUGACGGCAUGGAGGCCCUCAACCGCACCCUCGAGAAGCUGGUGGAGGCCUGCCCCGUGCCGGGAGCCUCGCCCCCCGUCGGGGACGGCACCCCUGUUGGCAGAGCGGCCUGCGGGCCCAGCGGAGGCUCCCGGGGCAGCCCCCAGCGCCCCCACCCGGGCCUGGAGGUCUUCUCAGGGAUGAUCCUGAAGGUGGAGGAGGAGGUCUGACCCCCCCCCGAGGGCCACAGCAGGGACUCCAGCCCUUCUGGGAGGUGGGCUUGGGGGCAGCUGGGCUUAGCUGGGCCUCCAUGGAGCCAGUGAGGAUGAAGGACACCUUCAUGGGCGUUGUCUGUGGGGCUCAAUGAUGUGCAGGGAAAGGCUCUGGGGCCGGCCCGUGGGUCCUGGGCAGACAUCUACUCAGGGACCUUAUGGCUGGAGGAGGCAGAGGGGCGGGGCCGAGCCCAGCCCCCCUCCCGUCCCGCUCUCUCACCGGCUGGGCUGCGUGCCUUGGAGGACAGCCGCAGGGGUACAGCAUCCCCCACCUGGAUAGCCCCCCUGCAAGCCGCCUCCUCCUCCUGCUUGUACGGGCUCUGUGGGCCGCGCUCCGAUGCUUUCCACGAUCCUGCCAAGGGAACCACGUCUUGCGGGCCUGCUGUCAUUUCUCCCGGUUUUAGAUCAGUGGUGUGAUAGACACACGGACAUGUAUGUGGGACUUGGUACUGUAUUGGGUGGGAUGCUGUUUUGUACCUCCUGAUUUUCUCACAAAGAAGUUAUUUUUCUUACAUAAGCAUAAAGUAACCAAAAAAAAAAAAAAA
Mustela lutreola (European mink) is the source of this 3203-nucleotide messenger RNA. It is a transcript of the gene TSNARE1, whose product is annotated as t-SNARE domain containing 1. NCBI's taxonomy places the organism in Eukaryota, Metazoa, Chordata, Mammalia, Carnivora, Mustelidae. The record is from RefSeq and is a predicted model, not a curated record. The transcript is spliced from 13 exons. Bases 226 to 2616 code for a protein of 796 amino acids. Gene Ontology annotation, cellular component: membrane; nucleus. Gene Ontology annotation, biological process: vesicle-mediated transport.